AUGGUAGGUACCUUCGGACAACACAUAUUUGGCUCAUCCUAUUCUUCCACUUUCCCCCAAUUCAUGAGUGCGAAUUUUGAAAAUCCAACCAAAAUUAUUAUCUGUAUAAUCUAAUUUGCGAAAUACUCAUAAAAUCCAAUGUGCCCAAUAUCUAGCACAAUCUAAUUACAAAUAUUUAUAACAGCAGUUACAAGAAUUAAUAAAAUAAUGAAGAAAUUUGGUUUGUUUUAAAUGAAAAGAAAAUCAAGACUCCACUAAGAAAAGUUUAAUCUCUGGCCCAGCCUUGUCUCACAAUGGCGGGUCUCCGGCCGCAACCACCGUCCUCCGCCGCCACCCACCACUCCUUCACCGCCAAACUCCUCCUCCUCCUCACCCUCCUCCCCCUCUCCCUCGCCAUCUUCGCCUUCCUCCUCCAAUGGCGCGGCGGCGGCAUCGAUGAUCCCAUCUCCCGAUGGUCGCCCGACGAAUCUCACAAGUUUCCCGGCAUGGAUUCGUCCCCUCUCGCCACCGUCGGUCACUCAUCCUCCCAUUCUUCCGAUUGCACCACGCUCUUCGGCCACUCCUCUACAGCCUCGUUUCCCUACAGGGACUGGAAGUUCAACUUUCACGCCGAUCUUAAGCCCAAGAUAUGUGUUACAACUAGUACAUCUGCUGGAUUGGAGCAGAUUUUGCCAUGGAUGUUCUAUCAUAAAGUUAUUGGCGUUUCGACUUUUUUCCUUUUUGUUGAAGGGAAGGCUGCAUCUCCUAAAGUGUCCAAAGUUCUUGAGUCCAUUGCGGAUGUGAAAGUGAUAUACAGAACCAAAGAGCUAGAGGAGCAACAAGCUAGGAGCCGGAUCUGGAAUGAAACUUGGUUGUCAAGUUUCUUUUACAAGCCUUGCAACUAUGAGCUUUUUGUGAAGCAAUCCCUGAACAUGGAAAUGGCAAUAGUUAUGGCAAGGGAUGCUGGCAUGGACUGGAUACUUCAUCUGGAUACUGAUGAAUUGAUACAUCCAGCUGGUGCUCGGGAAUAUUCUUUGAGACAGUUGUUGAGUGAGGUUCCUAAGAAUGUUGACAUGGUUGUCUUUCCCAACUAUGAGAGCAGCAUUGAACGGGAUGAUGUCAAGGAACCUUUCACAGAGGUGUCAAUGUUCAAGAAAAACUAUGACCAUCUUACAAAAGACACUUACUUUGGCAUGUAUAAGGAAUCAACCCGAGGCAACCCAAAUUACUUUUUGACCUAUGGGAAUGGGAAGUCUGCAGCUAGAAUACAAGAUCAUCUUCGCCCUAAUGGUGCACACAGAUGGCACAACUACAUGAAAACUCCCAAUGAGAUCAAAUUGGAAGAGGCUGCUGUCUUACAUUAUACAUAUUCCAAGUUCUCUGACUUGACUUCUAGACGGGAUCGGUGCGGUUGUAAGCCUACAAAGGAUGAUGUGAAGCGAUGUUUUAUGCUGGAAUUUGAUAGAUCUGCUUUUAUAAUUGCUUCAACAGCAACUGAGGAGGAGAUGCUAAACUGGUACCGCGAGCAUGUUGUGUGGACUGAUAGGGCUCUAAAUUUGAAAUUGUUGAGAAAAGGAAUCUUAACGCGCAUCUAUGCUCCCAUGACGAUCAUCCAAGGAUUGAGAGAGUCUGGCAUCUUCAGAUCCAUCAUUGCUAAUGCUCAAGGAUCACUAUCAAAGGACAAAUUCUUAGCAUCCAUCGAGAGCAGUAAUUCCUCCAGGGCUUCCGCAUCCAUAUUGCUCGAUUCAAGAAAGAUAGGCAGGGAUAGAGCCUCUCAGUCAGCAGCUAGAAAAGCCCUAGACAUCUCUUCCGAUGAAUUAGCUGUCCCACCAUUAUCUCCCCCAUUAAUUGAUGAAGAUGCCCAGAUUGAAACAUGAUCUCUCCUGCACGAUUGCUGCUUUUUUCUUUCUGUAAGAUGAGGAGGAUGCAGAUUGUCCUCGUUGGUGUGAGGCGUACGAGUAGGGAAAGAUUUGAGCAAGCAUUUCAGUUGGGGAGGUUGUGUUUGGAUCUGUGGCUAUUCCCGAUCAUUUACCCAAGCGGAGGUGUAUAUUGUAUCGUAGACAGAAAGAAGGGGAGAGACGAGACGAGGCCGGGAAAGGUGUUUUUGGGCUCUCACUAAUUUCAUGCUUCAGACGUCGACUGAUGUAUAGAAAUGAAGUGCAUUAUUCAUCACCACAUUUCCUUUUUUUUUGUUGUUGUAUAGUGUAGUACAAUUGCAUUUUACAUGAAUCAGAUUUUUGGAGCUCCCUUUGAUCUGCUUUAUUUUAAUAUAUACCAGCUUUCUUGUGCUGCAA
Salvia miltiorrhiza (redroot sage) is the source of this 2273-nucleotide messenger RNA. RefSeq names its product glycosyltransferase-like KOBITO 1. Lineage: Eukaryota; Viridiplantae; Streptophyta; Magnoliopsida; Lamiales; Lamiaceae. The record is from RefSeq and is a predicted model, not a curated record. Bases 294 to 1856 code for a protein of 520 amino acids. Gene Ontology annotation, biological process: response to abscisic acid; cellulose biosynthetic process. The transcript has 11 exons.